Leptopilina boulardi is the source of this 1035-nucleotide messenger RNA. RefSeq lists its product as uncharacterized. The transcript has a single exon. NCBI's taxonomy places the organism in Eukaryota, Metazoa, Arthropoda, Insecta, Hymenoptera, Figitidae. The record is from RefSeq and is a predicted model, not a curated record. The coding region runs from base 1 to 1035 and encodes 344 amino acids.
AUGGCUGAUCGAGGUUUUGUUUUCAUCCCUGUGAACGACCCACUAAGACCUGGACAGCUUGACCAUGCGCAGGCACCUCGCGGUUUCGAGGGCCAUUUCGGAGGUCCUUCGAAUCCCGGUACAGCUUCCCAGAAUCAGAUGCCUCGCAGUUUCGAUGGUCGCUUUGGAGAUUCGUCACACCCUGGUCUAGUUGCCCAAAAUCAGCAAAAUUUUACUAACCGUAUUCCGCGUUUGCCUACAUUUAUUCGAACAGAUCCUUCCCUAUGGUUCGCUCAAAUCGAAUUGAUUUUCGAAUCCGCAGGUAUUUUUUCUCAAAGAUUGAGAGCCGGCUCAGUAGUUACCGCUCUUGAUCACGAAGUCGUUCAAACUAUCGGGGAUUUAUUAACGAAUAAUAAUUAUGUCGAAAAUUUAUAUUCGGAAAUUAAAAAACGUGUUAUCGAGAAUUUUUCGCUUUCCCCUGAGUCCGAACUGAGAAGUAUCCUGAAGGGUGAAAUUAUCAGUGAUGGUAAACCAUCCCUAAUUUUGAGUCGAAUUCGACAUCUUAGACGUGGUAGAUGUAGCGAUGACGUACUCAAGACAAUUUUUCUCGAACAUCUCCCUGCUAAUUGUCGCGCAGUUUUAGCAGUUUCCGAAACAAACGAUCUCAAUCGUUUAGCUUCUAUGGCAGAUCGAAUAAUGUCGUACAGUUCAUCUGAAAAAAAUGUCGCUGCAGUGUCAGUUGACCCUGAUUCGGAAAUCUUGAAAAAAUUAGAGAAAUUGACCUUAAGAAUCGAUGCGUUAUCAACUAGAUCUCGCAACCCCUCUAAGUCGAACAAUCAUGACCGCUCAAGGUCUCGUUCUAAAUCCAAUUCUGGAGGUAAAAAUCAAGGUUUUUAUCGUUUUCAUCGUAAGUUCGGGAAAAAGGCCCAUCGAUGUUUUCAACCCUGUUCUUUCGAAAAAAAUUCGAAAAAAGAUCCGAAAAAAGAUUCGAAAAAAAACUCGAAAAAGGAUUCCAAAAAAGAUUCUGAUUCCGAUGAUUCGAAUUCGGGAAACUAA